AUGGAGACGUCCUCGGCCGCCGCCACCUGCGGCCUCGGCUUAUCCGCCAAGCCCCUCCUCUUCGCCGCCACCCUCUCCCUCUCCGCCGUCAGAUCAGACCCCUUUCGCUCCGCCGCCACGUCCCGCGCUCUCGACCACCGUACCUGGCGCCGCACCCGCCGCGGGCUCGAGGGCGUCGGCUCCUCUUCCGACCCUCCUUUCGGCCGCGGAGGCGACGGCGGAAAGGGCUGGAACCUCGGCAGCGGCGGCGACGGGGCCUCGACACCGUCUUCGUCGUUGCAUCCGGCAUUCCUUCUCAUUUACCAUGUCCUCUGCUGGAUUGCCCUUUCCAGCUGCACCCACUUCGCUCUUAAGAAGAUGGCGCAGCUUCUCGUGGCGACGAGGACGACGCUACCUUUAAAGUCGCCAGCGUCGGCGAGCUGA
Molecule: messenger RNA, 423 nt
Organism: Musa acuminata AAA Group (dessert banana)
Lineage: Eukaryota; Viridiplantae; Streptophyta; Magnoliopsida; Zingiberales; Musaceae
Exons: 1
Coding region: 1-423 (140 amino acids)
Source: RefSeq, a predicted model, not a curated record